AUGUCUGACGAUAGGAAAUAUCGUAAACCUUUGAUGGAGAAGAAACGUCGUGCUAGAAUCAACGAGAGUUUGGACAGCUUGAAGCAGAUCUUGUUGGAGUGUGAUCCUCACAGUGUGAGCAAGAAAAGUGCCAAACUGGAAAAAGCUGACAUCCUGGAGAUGACAGUGAGUUAUCUUCAGAACUUGAAGAAGCCACCAGUGCAGCAGUCCUAUUACCAGCCAGCCACUACGUAUGGGUACUAUCCAGCACAAAACAGGUACUGUGCUCAGAGUUUUUCGUCAAAAAAUGGCAACGGUGGACAUGUGUACUAUGGAGAUCUACACCUGAUCGAACCAAAACCAGGCCUCUGCUUCAAGAUCCACACCCCCGACCAACCCCGACUGUACCCGAACCCGCGCAAAUCCCAGUACCCCACCCUAUUCCAGUCGUGCACAGAAUGGCUGGAAAAGGACAGGAACUGCUUGGGGCUGCGUACCCAGAACAGCGAGAUCCUGGUGCUGCACUGCAAAGGGGUGGCUAACAGAAGGAGACCAGGGUGCUACAAGAUCAUCAACAGGGACAAGAGGGAGGAAAUUGUGUGCCAGAAGGUGAACAAGAAGGAGGGGUGCGAGGUGAUAAGCACCAGGACCAAUUUGACCAUCGUUGUUGCUUGUGGGCCAAUUGGAUAUUCAGCUGGGGCUUCCCAGGGUAGGAAGAGGAAGCGUCAAAGAUAAUACCUGGAAGGAAAGUUAUUGGGCAGAGGAUUUGGACUAUUUUCUUCGUUUCUCUUGCAUAAUUAACAGUGCUCUAUUGUAGGAGUCCAUGUUAUCUCAAAGUGAAGUGAAGUAGUUCAAAUAUAAACUCUCCAAGUCGUCUCUACAACGUUCAAUUCCAAAUUCAAGAAGGGGGAAUCAUGUUGCGGACCCAAAAGGGAUGCAUCAUCAGUCAGAAAGGAGUUAUUGUGAAGAAUGGAUGAUGGAUACCUUUUGGGUCCGAAUCAUGUCCCCUCCUUCUUGAAUUUGAAAUUGUACGUUGUGGAGACGACUUGGAGAGUUUUUAAAAUAUUUUAUUAACAGUACUUCUGUUAACAAAUUAGUGUAUGGAUUUUAUUGAUGACGUGAAAGAAGAAUGAGAUAACGAUUAUGGGAAAAUGAUACGCAUAGAACAGAGCAUUCGAUGUAACACCAAUGUCUACAACUGUUCAUGGAACGAAUAAAUCUCUAU
Phaedon cochleariae (mustard beetle) is the source of this 1204-nucleotide messenger RNA. The record is from the annotation of a GenBank genome assembly. NCBI's taxonomy places the organism in Eukaryota, Metazoa, Arthropoda, Insecta, Coleoptera, Chrysomelidae.